Eleginops maclovinus (Patagonian blennie) is the source of this 2195-nucleotide messenger RNA. Its product is annotated as coiled-coil domain-containing protein 134-like. Lineage: Eukaryota; Metazoa; Chordata; Actinopteri; Perciformes; Eleginopidae. The record is from RefSeq and is a predicted model, not a curated record.
UAGUUCCUCCAUAAACAGUGAUUUACAGAGGUCUUAUUUAUCCCGGAGGAAUAACAAGGGAAACGGAACGGAACGCACCCCACGCUCCGACCUGUGUCCCCUCUUAAAUCGUCCGUGCGGAAACAACAUCCUCCUCCACGGUUAGCACCCGCUGGCUGUCAUUCGUCCAAAGAGAGCCAGCCGGUGCGAUCGUGGCGCUGGCGGAGUGGAUACAUGAGAUCCCAUGUAAAUGAACACUUCCACCUCCGGAGGAUCUACAAACACGCGCCCUGUGUUCCGAGCUGACCCUAAACGCUUCGCGUGGAGAGAUAUACAAAAAAGAGAUUAAACUGCACUACUUUGGAGGAAACGCUGUGCGCUAAUCGGGCUGCUUCUCUCUGCAACACGGAGUGUGUAUCCUCCCUGCCGACCAUGCAUAGUGUGUGUGCGGUGAUCCUGGCGCUGGCCGCUGCCGCCUUCGCCUCGGCGGAAACGGACACACACCGGCUGAGACACGACUCCAACCUGGACAUCUACAAGCGUCUGUUCGAGACCAAGAGGAAGGAUCAGCUGAACGCGCUGAAAAAUCUGGUGGAGCUGAACGACAUCAACCAGCAAUACAAGAUCAUAGACAUCAUGCUCAAAGGACUGUUCAAGGUGUUGGAGGACUCGAGACAGAUCCUGGUAACGGCCAACAUGCAGCCUGACGACCCGUUCCCGAUGGACGAUAAGAUCAAAGAAGCUUAUUCCCAUGUGGUCGAGAACACGGCGUUUUUUGGCGACGUGGCGCUGCGUUUCCCCCGGAUCGUCCACCACUACUACGACAGGAACACGGACUGGGACGGGCUGCUGCGCUGGGGCCUGAACUUCUGUAACCAGACGGGGGUCUUCACAGGAGGAGCCCACCAACAUGUCCUCACACUGAUGUCACAGGAGCUGGGAAUUACAGAAAAAGCCCCAGACUUUAUAAACCCGUACCGCACAGAGAGAGACGACGUGCUUCACACUGCCGAGGCUUUCCAGAAGAUCCUGAGGGAGGAGGAGAAGAGGAGGAGGAAAGAGGAGAAGAGGAAAGAGAUCCGGAAAGGUCCUCGCAUCUCCCGCUCCCGCAACGAGCUAUAGCGCUGCACAACAGAGCGUCAGUGGAGCAAAAGAAGAGGUGGAGGAACGGUCAACAAGGGGUGGCUUGACUUGUAGACUCCGAUGACAGUGAAGGAAAUAAAAAGCUGUCAUCACUUGUACAAAAGCCAGGUGCUCUGUUGAGAACAAAACCUCAAGGUGACACAAAUAAAGUGGAAGUGGUUAGUCAGUUUCUGACGCAGGCUUGAAUUGCUGUACAUGUUUAUGUGCGAUAUAUAAUUGGAAAAUCUAACGUUGUAUAAGAGGUACAGACGUCUCAAGUAGGAGCUGAAAAGGGAAACUCAUUUUUGAUAACUUGAGGAUUCAAUAACUGUACUUUGGAAUAUAUUUAAUUUCAGUAUAAUCUUAAAAUAAACCCCACUGUGUUGUCUGUUCCAGAUUAUGUGUCUAAAACCCAUAUGCUUCAAAAUCUGUGUGUUUGCCAAAUAUAAAUGGUCCUCGCCUCUAUAAAUUCGGCCCGUUUCUGGAUAGGUUAAUUGAUGAUGGAUUACCAUUUUAUCUUUGUUUAAGAUAUUUUCCUUCAAUUGAGAUUUGUUAAAUAUAUCUAGAAGGAUGUUUAUGAGUAGGUAGGUUUAUGUUCUUAUUGCUGCUCAAACUUUAAAAGACACUUGUGUUUUGUUUGCCUGAAAGACAGUGUUCCUUCAUUUCUUCCUUUUUUUCAUGAUUCUUUGAGUAUUUUUGUUAAUCACCGUCAUCAGGGAUUCUUCCUUUUUACGUACAUUCUUUUCCAUCAUUCCCUGUUUCAGAUUUGUACCUUUAGUUAGUCAGAAUACUUUUAUCCUGUUGACUAUCUGUCAAACAGAGGUCCAGAAUCUACACAUUUAUCUUGCAACCCUGCACCUGCUUUGGUUUAUUUGUCCUUUUUCUAUUUAUCUUUGCUGGAAAUCAACAUAUUUUAAUGGUUUAGAUCUAUGGAAUUGAGAUUGUUGUAAUUUUGAAAUAGACUGUUAUAAAACUAUAUGUGUAUAUUCAGAGAGAUACUAUCAUUGCUGCAGAAUGAACAAGCCAUUUUGUUAUCAAAUUUAAUGAAAUAAAGUGACUCUGAUAUACAAAAUAAAGUGCAUUUCAUAUGUUAA